Messenger RNA from Rhizoctonia solani, 1098 nucleotides. RefSeq lists its product as uncharacterized. Lineage: Eukaryota; Fungi; Basidiomycota; Agaricomycetes; Cantharellales; Ceratobasidiaceae. The record is from RefSeq and is a predicted model, not a curated record. The transcript has 3 exons. Bases 1 to 1098 code for a protein of 365 amino acids.
AUGGCGCAUAUUCCAAGUGAUGAGGAGAUCCUGGAACAGUUGGCUGAGUUGCGUAGUGUUAACCCAGGUAUUGGAAUAAAUAAGGCUGUCACAUUAAUCAAGGAGAAGAAUCCCGAUUGGGGGUUAUCAGCCAAGCGCCUUAGGAGUGUUUCCAAACAUCUGGAUCCACCUUCAUCUGAUGUCCUACCUGAUACCAACAAGUUGCACAACAAUCAACUAUCUCCACCAAGUCAGCCUGCCGAAGAGUCGCCAAUGUCUACUUUAAUGCAAGUACUUGAACAAUUCAUGGCCGGGGGUGAUAGAAAAGCUGCAAAACGUGCGGCCCAGAUUGAUCUCAGCUUCAAAAUGGACCUCGACGGCAUUCAAAGGCUUGUGAACAACCCUUCAGCAUUUACCAAGAUGGAUUUUUCAAGUUCCGGCGCCAAUUACCCAAUGAGGUCCUGCAAACUCGCCGUAACUAUCAUACUUCAGAUAGUCGCCCAAGACAAGAUACUCUACGAUUGCAUCGCCUUGAACUCCCGUGCAUUAGGCGGUCUUCCAACAGUAGCCCAAAUCCGUGCACGGCCCUCAGCCUCUCUGCCAAUUGCGUUCGCCAAAGCCAAAGAGGCGGCCCUCAAACACCAAAAGUCGACAGCAAUAGCUGUGAGUCUUAUCGAUGUUGAAAUGACAGAGAGGGGUGAGGGAUAUAGCUCAGGAUCGCUGAACUAUAUGAGCUUUGCCCAUGCAUUUGUUGCUUUCAUCGGGCCCGAAGGCAUGAGAAUCUUACAAGCAUGGGGAGAACAUGGCUAUUCUUUGGCUGAAAAUAUCCGUUCACCAGCAUCCAGACUCCAAGAUUGGUCUAAAGCAGAGGAAUUUGUAAACUGUUAUGACAAACUUGUGCAUAUGGGGACUGAAUGGAAACCUGAAACCUUCGAAGCAUAUAUGCAAUGUUUUGGUGUUGACAUCCCCAAAAUCACUGGCCCUCGUGGACCGGAGCGCAAAUCAGUCACGCCGUGUUUCCGCCCUUGGACGCGGAUCAAAGAGAUCAACGAUGUUAAAACGGGAGAUAUAAAAAGGUGGUUCAAAGUGUUAGAUGCGGUCAAUAGGUUGGUGAAAUGA